AAAUAAUCUUGAAGUGAAGCACAAAGAUAGAAAAAGCCACGAGAAGGUGAGACAGUGAGAAACUGAACCAGCUCAGAGGAAGAAGUGUGACGGCCACUACAUCUGCAACGUCGUAGAAGUGUGACACGACGUCGACACGAUGGCAACGCGUUCAGCAACACGACGACGACGAAAUACGACAAUGACGGGACAACAAUGCGUUUUCAAGUUCAAUCUUCUCUUGUUCUUUGAUUAGGGUUUUCGAUUUGAGCUUCGAUCUCUCAAUUGGUUUGCAUUUCCAAUUUGGGGUUUUGGGACUUUAGAUUGGGCUUAAAAUCUAAAUCUAAGAACUCGUGAGUCUGUACGACUCAACCGAGUCUACUCCGAGUUUGAAAGAAAACGAGUUUAUUAACGAGUUAACUCGUAGACGAUAAGUAAAUUCGCAGAAUCAUACGAGUUUAUGAGUCAACCCGCGAGUUCGAUAACCUUCUUUGGUCCUACUUGUUUAUCGACACAUUGAAAGGGGAAGUCUAUAUAAACGAUUAUAUUUUUGUGUGUCAAAUUUUGGCACAACCAGACUCCUUGAUCUGGCUCUUCAAAUCCCUAGAAAAGCUAUUUCAAAUACAAUAAUGUAAAACUUGAAAUCAAGCAAAUAAAGUCUAUCAAUAAAACUAGUAUUGACCUAUUUAUGAGUGCACAUGUUUUCUUCCAUAUAAAUACAGUAAGUUAUAAAAGAAAAUUCGAAAAGAGUAAGGUACACUAAUACAAAGUAUAAAACAUUCUAUGAUGAUGGCAGUUUAACUGUCAUAAGUAAUGCAAUAACAUUUAGUGAGAGAGGGAAGAUUCGAGACCGAACAACAUUCCAACUCCUUCUCUAUCCUCUUCCCACGACAUUUGUGCCUCCAAUUCGCCGAUGAAGUGCGACGUCGUCAUCGUUGCCUAGGGUUUAGCCUCACCGCUCAAGGAUCUCCCUGUUUUUCACCUUCUUUCUUCUCUGUCUUCGUAUUCACAAUCUUCAAUAAACUCGUGAGUCGUUUCUACCCGCGUUUUAAUGUUUACUAACAAUGCAUUGCAUCCAUUUUCAUCUUUGGUGUGUGGAAAACGAAAUUUUUCAUUUGUAUUUUUCACUGUCAUUUGAAAUUGAAUUUGAUUACCUUGGAAUUUGUAUGUGGAACUAAUUUUACUUUGAUGCUUGCUGACAUAUCUUUAGAGUUGCUAUCUAGAGCUUGUUCAUGACAUGAAGGUUGUGUUAUUGCUUUUGUCUGUAAAUGCAGUUCUGUGGAUUCUCUUUCGAAAAUCUUUUAUGCUAAAGAAGCUUCAUAAUGGACCAACUACACAUCCUUCACAGUAAUUAGAAGGAUAGCUUAGAAGGAUAGUAAUAUCUAAUGCUUUAUUUAGAACUCGCAAAAGUUGAUUAACUUGUUUCACAGUGAUUUAUCUGUGACUAUAAAUUAGAGUUUCUUAAUUAAUACUUUAAUUUAUCUACAUUGAAUUUCAUGUGUAUUUUGUUAUUCCUCUUGCGUACAUUUUGCUUUCACCAGUUCUUGGAAUUCUUGGCCAACGAAUCCAAAAACCAUUAAUGUAUAAUUGAUUAGACAGAUAACUAAACCAACCUGUGAAUACAUUGAUAAAUUCAUGGGUACUGCCGUCCGGAUUUUAAACAUCACAUUCCAUUUUAUAAAAUAACCUUUACUUCAACCAAUCAUAUCAUAAUUCUUUCGGGAAAAACAAAGUCUUUGAACUUUCAUAUACGAGUCCUUCUGUCACUGCUACAUAUACCGACCCUUAAAUCUUGUGGCAAAUGUAUCAUUACAACAAAAUUUAAUUGAUAAGUCAAUGAAUGAAUCAAUUAUGGCAAACUGUUUUUGCAGUUUACUAGUUAUGGCCUUGUAUAUGAUGGGUGAGCUAUCAUCUGUGUUUGGUGCCAUCAAUCAGGAACGCGAGGCUUUGCUGAACAGCGGUUGGUGGAAUGAUUACCGUAAUAUCUCAGACCAUUGUCGUUGGGUGAGUAUCGAUUGCAAUGAAGCUGGAAGUGUUAUUGCUAUUGAUAGUUGGUACAUGAAGACUCCUUCAUCACAAGAAUUGCUUUGGAUAGAUAAGUUGAACUUCACUGCCUUCCCCAAUUUAGUCACUCUGUAUCUAACUGGAAUGGGUCUUAGAGGAAGCAUCCCCACAGCAAUAGGCUCACUUACAAACCUUACUUAUAUUGACCUGUCCAAAAAUAUUCUCCAAGGUUCAAUACCACCAGAAUUUGGUAACUUGACACAAUUGCAGACGCUAUCUUUCUUUCAUAAUUCUCUAUCGGGUUCAAUCCCAUCUACAUUGGGUCAAUUGAUGAAUUUGAAAUUUAUGUAUCUUGAUUCAAACAAACUUGAAGGUAGGAUUCCCACGGAAUUUGGGAAUUUGACAAAAUUAGUCAAAUUAUAUCUCUCAGAUAAUUUACUCACAGGUUCAAUUCCUCCAAAUUUGGGUCAAUUAGAAAGCUUGACAUACUUCUUUUUUCAAUCCAACCAAAUUACUGGUCCAAUACCAGUAGAAUUUGGAAAUUUAAAAAGCUUACAAAGGUUAUAUCUCUCAAAUAAUUCUCUCAAUGGUUCAAUCCCUCCUACUUUAGGUCGUUUGGAUAAUUUGGUACAUCUCUUUCUUGAUUCUAACCAAAUAGAAGGCUACAUACCUGAAGAAUUAGGGAAUUUGUUCCAAUUAGAAGUUUUGAGACUUAAUCAUAAUAAGAUCUCGGGUUUAAUACCUGCAAAACUUUUUCAAAUGGACAAAAUGUUCUCCUUAUAUCUCUCAUCAAAUCAGUUAUGCGGUUCAAUUCCAUUUGAAACCAUGAAAUGUCCUUACGCUACAAUAGUUGAUUUGAGCCAUAACUUGUUUAAUGGAAGCAUAACUUCCCAAAUUGGUUGUGUCAGUGACCUUAGUCUCAGUCACAAUUUUCUUGUUGGUGAGAUUCCAUUUCCUUUUAGAAGGAGUUCCGUGCUUACGCGAUUGGAUCUUAGUUAUAAUAAUCUCUCGGGUAAAUUACACAAGGAACUUGCUAGUCUAUCAUAUAUAAAUCUUUCAUACAAUUCAUUUGACUUCUCACAAGAUCUUGAUUCAAAAUCAGGGGUACCAGAUUACUGCUAUUUCAAGGAAGACUCAUUAAUUAAUGAUCACCACAUGCCCAAUUUCUCAUACUGCCACUUGCUCAACCAAACAAAUCCUCAAACUAGGAAAAGUAAGCCCGUGAUCAUGUUAAUUCUUCUUCCUAUCAUUUUCUUCAUUCUUUUAUUACUCCUUUCAAUAUUAUAUUUCUCAAGAUGUAAGCCUAAGAAAAAGUGUGAAGGAAUAGCAACAAAGAAUGGAAACUUGUUUUCUAUAUGGAACUAUGAUGGUAAAAUUGCAUUUGAGGAUAUCAUUGAAGCAACCGAAGACUUUGACCUCAAGUACUGUAUUGGGACAGGAGCAUAUGGCAGUGUUUAUAGAGCACAAUUACCCAGUGGAAAUAUUGUUGCGCUAAAAAAGCUCCACCAUGUGGAAUCUCAAAAUCCAUCAUUUGAAAGAAGUUUUCAGAAUGAGGUGAAGAUGUUAACAAAAAUUCGUCAUAAAAAUAUCGUAAAGCUUCAUGGCUAUUGCCUCCACAAUCGAUGCAUGUUUCUAGUCUAUCAAUACAUGGAAAGAGGUAGUUUAUUUUAUAUUUUGAAUAACGAAGUGGAAGCUAAGGAAUUGAAUUGGAAUAAGAGGGUGAAUGUGAUUAAAGGGAUGGCAGAGGCUUUAUCCUACAUGCAUCAUGAUUGUAUCCCACCAAUUGUUCAUCGAGACGUAACAAGUAGCAAUGUUCUAUUAAACUCACAAUUAGAGGCUCAUGUCUCGGACUUUGGAACAGCUAGACUCCUUGAUCCUGAUUCCUCAAAUCAAACCUUGGCAGUUGGCACAUGUGGCUACAUUGCUCCAGAACUUGCUUAUACAAUGAGUGUGACAGAAAAGUGUGAUGUUUAUAGUUUUGGAGUGGUGAUUUUGGAAACAUUAAUGGGAAAACAUCCUGGAGAGCUAAUUGCAUCAUUAUUUAACCCAACUACUCAAAGUAUGUUGUUGAAAGAUCUCUUGGAUUCACGUCUUCCUCUUCCUCUUCAAAAAGAUGCUAAAGACAUACAUCUUGUGGUAAAUGUAGCAUUAUCAUGUUUGUGCUCCAAACCAGACUUAAGGCCAUCAAUGCAACAAGUGGUUAAGAAACUCUCUAGUUUGAAAAUACCAUUUUAUUUGCCUCUCCAUGAAGUUUUUAUCCAUCAAUUGAUGAGCCAAGAAAUAGGUCUUGUUUCAUCUGAGUUUCAUGAAUAUACUGAGCCAUAGGGAAGGGAAUUACAUGUAAUCAAU
Vigna unguiculata (cowpea) is the source of this 4332-nucleotide messenger RNA. RefSeq lists its product as uncharacterized. Gene Ontology annotation, biological process: protein phosphorylation. NCBI's taxonomy places the organism in Eukaryota, Viridiplantae, Streptophyta, Magnoliopsida, Fabales, Fabaceae. Gene Ontology annotation, molecular function: protein binding; ATP binding; protein kinase activity. The record is from RefSeq and is a predicted model, not a curated record.